This is a messenger RNA of Jatropha curcas, 1872 nucleotides long. Its product is annotated as Mitochondrial transcription termination factor family protein. Gene Ontology annotation, molecular function: double-stranded DNA binding. The record is from RefSeq and is a predicted model, not a curated record. Gene Ontology annotation, biological process: regulation of DNA-templated transcription. NCBI's taxonomy places the organism in Eukaryota, Viridiplantae, Streptophyta, Magnoliopsida, Malpighiales, Euphorbiaceae.
AAACGAUAAUCUCGCAAGCCGAAGAGCCUCAAAGCUUUCAAAUCCCUUAGCUCAGCUGCUCUGCUCUCUCUGUGUCUCUGCGUCUCCCACCUCAAAAUUUAUAGGUUGCCUCUUUCUCGGCACUCUCCAGGUCUCUCUCUUUCUAUACACGCGCUCCUUAUAUGUGUUUCAUUGAUAUGUAUCCUCCUUUCUUGGCUUGUUCAAGUGCUGCUUUGUUUAAUGGCAAUCUUCAUUGGCAACAGUAAGUCGUAAGUUAGUUAAACUCAGACAUCUGUGCUGCCUUUAUAUUGAAGUUAAUGAUUCUAUUGUUGUUUUUCUUUUUUGGUGCCGAAUUGUCCUGGUAGAAAUUGUACUAAAAGAAUUGAGCUAAAAACCAUUCUGAGAUUAUUAUCUGCCAUCUUGCUCUUAAUUCCAUUCAAUUCCAUCUCAAUCCAUUAUAAGUUUUAGUAUAAAAUCAAUUCUUGAGAGAGACAAUCCUUAAACCCUGCUAUCGGUUCAGUCGACAAUCUGUAAGAUUGACAUGAAACCUAACCCCAAUUCCUUAAUCAAUUUCUGUUCCUUGUUCAUUACCUCUCAAAGAUUUUUCUGUCUGCACAGAAGGCCAAGUGCAAAGUCUCCAUUUUUCUUCAUUUCCACCACGACCGCCAGUUAUUCGACAAUAGGCCUAAACCAAGUUGAAAAUGUUUUAGAAGGAGAAGAGCGAGCCGAGGAGUCUGUAGAAGUUCUAAGGAAAUGGGGUUGCAGUGAAAAUGAUUUAUCAAAGAUAUUAACACGCCGCCCUUCUCUGCGCAAAUCUGAUCCUACCCACCUUCAAUCCAAACUAAGUUUACUUCAGGACUUGGGUAUCACCUCAGCAGACCUUGUUAAGAUCAUCAAUUGUCGCCCACGCUUCCUUAGUUGUCGUAUCAAUCGUUUCUUUGAAGAGCGUCUGGAGUAUUUUAUGACAUUAUUUGGUUCAAGGGAAGUGCUACUUAAGGCCAUUAUUAGGAAUCCUUCACUUUUGACAUAUGAUUUCCACAAUAGUAUUAAACCUGCAAUUGCACUGUAUGAAGGAAUAGGUGUUAGUAAAAAGGAUUUGAUUCCUAUGCUCUUGUCUAGGCCAACUUUGAUUCCAAGAACUACGUUUGAUGAUGAGAAGAUGGAGUGCAUACAGAAAGCUGGGAUUCCCAAGAACUCCAAGAUGUAUAAAUAUAUAGUUACCCUAGUUGGCGUAUCAAGGAUUGAGACCAUCCGUAAAAAGGUGGCAAACUUUGAGAAGUAUGGGCUUUCAGAUGAAGAGAUUUGGAGUCUUUUUGGGCGUUCUCCAUAUUUGUUGACACUAUCAGUUGAUAAGGUUCAAAGGAAUAUGACUUUCAUUAUGGGCACGAUGAAGCUCCCAGCAAAAAUGGUCAUUGAGUACCCAUAUUUACUGUUAUGUAAUUUGGAGAUUGUGUUGAAACCUAGGUGGUUUCUUGCAGGGAAGCUACAGGAUUUGAAUCUCUGUCCACAAAUCAAAGGGCCUUUGAUGCUAAGGGCACUGAGGAUGAAAGAAAGGCGAUUCUUGAAGGUAUUUGUUUGGUGCCACCCAAAGGAUGUUGCUGAAGAGUUAAUGGAGUUCUAUAAAAUGACAAAAGGUGUUAAGCGAUUGGCUGAAGCCUCAAAGAAAAGUUUGCAUCAAGGUUUUCCUUUCUGAUGACCGGUGCCUACCAGAUUGCAUUCUAGACUACCUGAUUGAUCUUGUCAAUGUUAGAUUUUCUCAUGUUUGCUUGAACCUGCAAGGUUUUGCACACAGCUGCACUGGAUUUUUUAUCAAUUCUGUUUUCUGAGGUUCAUAUUUGCAUUAUCUGCUCCUCUUUCACAUUCAUAUAUACACAAAAAUGUGCAUUUCUGCAA